AUGGCUGAGAAUCAUACUGCUCAAGAUGUAUCAUUCAGUCCACCUAUCAACAGUCGCCAUCUAAUUCAGAGUACAGGGAAUACCUCAUCUCCAGCCAAGUCAGUAGCUGUUACAUCCCUUGUUUCUGCUAUACAAGCCCCUAUUAUAGAGGAAGACAUUGUGGAGAACAAUAUUCAGAUGGUAGAAUCUACAGGGAUGGAUAUCGAGAAAGGAGUCUCACCUCACAACUCUUUAGCCCUGGUGGAAAACCAUAAGAAUCCAGUAGUUCCAUCUCUGAAAACCUGGAAAAGGAUAGGCAGCAGCAAAGGCAGAUUACAAAGAGCUUCAGACCCACCUCUGUUCAUUGAUCAGACCCUAAUGGGAAAGAGGGACAGAGAAGACAUCAACUAUGGGAAAUCCAUCAAUAUCUGGGAACAUCCUUGGGUUCCUAAGCUGCCUGGGUUCAAGCCUGCUGGGAAAUUUCUAAGGAAUCCAGAGCUUCUUUGA
Striga asiatica is the source of this 486-nucleotide messenger RNA. Lineage: Eukaryota; Viridiplantae; Streptophyta; Magnoliopsida; Lamiales; Orobanchaceae. The record is from the annotation of a GenBank genome assembly.